UCCCUAGAGAACGCGUCCCCAGGUAGCGGAUAGGGGAACGCUCGCUGGAUGCUACAUCCAGAGGGUAGGAGGGAAAUAAAAUACCUCCCGCGGACUAACAAGGCCGCAGAUGGAACCUGCGUUAUAAAACCUCUGCGGCGUGCUCCUUCGCCAUAUGCGGAGUACGAGGGCGGUGCAGUGCUGGGAGUUGGGCAAUGGUGUGCAACUUUAGCCUUGACAAAUCUAGCACGACACACACAGAGCUGAAGCUUGAUGGAGAAAUCCUACCGAGAGUAAACAAGUUCAAAUACCUAGGUUCUGUUAUCGCACGGACGGCACGAUCACCGCUGACAUAACCCAUAGAACGACGUCUGGGUGGAGUAAAUGGCGAGAACUGACAGGAGUCCUAUGUGAUCCUAAAAUGCCUGUAAGAACCAAAGGCAAAGUCUAUAAAACCGCCGUGAGACCAGUUCUACUCUAUGGCAGCGAAACGUGGGCCUCAAAGCAAACGCAAGAGCAUAAACUACACACGACGGAAAUGCGUAUGCUCCGUUGGGCAGGUGGAGUUACCCUCAAAGAUAAAGUCCGAAAUGAACAUAUACGGGGCAGUUUCAAGGUGGCACCCAUAACCGAGAAGCUCAAAGAAUCCAGACUAAGAUGGUUUGGACAUGUAAUGCGUAGACCCGAAGAUCACGCUGUAAAGAAGUGCCUUUCCAUGGCUACGUUAAAGAGAGGGAAAGGCAGGCCCCCAACAACCUGGAUGUCAAAUGUCCAGAGAGACAUGAAAGAGUUGGGCCUGUCAACUGACGACGCGUAUCAGCGGAAGAAAUGGCGCCUUAAGAUUAGGAAAGCCGACCCCGCGUAACGGGAAGAGGCGAGGACAAAGAAGAGGUGGAGCAAAAUGUG
Amyelois transitella is the source of this 885-nucleotide messenger RNA. RefSeq lists its product as uncharacterized. The transcript has a single exon. Bases 401 to 844 code for a protein of 147 amino acids. The record is from RefSeq and is a predicted model, not a curated record. Lineage: Eukaryota; Metazoa; Arthropoda; Insecta; Lepidoptera; Pyralidae.